GAAAUGGGAACUCUUCUGGUAGAGGUUUUCAGGCACCCAGAUGAACUUUACCCGCUGUUGAAGCUGAAACGGGCGGCAAAAAAUGCAGUGAAGCAGACCCCACCUCAGCCUCACUGGGGUUUUUGUUAUACUAUUCUGCACAAAGUCUCUCGUAGUUUCGCUCUCCUUAUUCAGCAGCUUGAUACCGAUCUUAGAGACGCUGUAUGCAUAUUUUAUUUGGUUCUUCGAGCCCUUGACACCAUUGAGGACGAUACAAGCAUACCUACAGAAGUGAAGGUGCCUACUCUCUUGGCUUUUCAUGGUCAUGUGCAUGAUCGUGACUGGCAUUUUUCCUGUGGUACAGAGGACCACAAAGUUCUGAUGGACCAGCUUCAUCAUGUUUCAACUGCUUUUUCGGAGCUUGGAAAUGGUUAUCAGAAGAUAAUUAAGGAUAUUACCCGAAAAAUGGAAUCAGUUUGGAAAAAUUUCAUCAUCUUGCAGGUUGAAACAACUGAUGAGUACGAUGAGUAUUGCCACUAUGAAGCUGGACUUGUUGGAUUAGGUCCGUCUAAGCUUUUCCAUGCCUCAGGGAAGGAAGAUAUGGCUCCAGAACAUCUUCCCAGUUCAAUGGGUGUAUUUCUUCAGAAAGCACAUAUCAUUCGAGAUUUUCUGGAGGACAUUAAUGAAACACCAAAGCCGCGGAUGUUUUGGCCUUAUAAAAUCUGGAAUAAAUACGUCAACAAACUAGAGGACUUACAGUAUGAGGAAAACUCUGUCAAGGCAGUAGAAUGUUUGAAUGACAUGGUUACUAAUCAGGGCCGCCCUGUUACUAAUGCUUUAACACAUGUGGAAGAUUGUUUCAAAUACAUGACUGGUUUAAGAGAUCCUGUUAUUUUCAGAUUUUGUGCUAUCCCUCAGGUUAUGGACAUUGGAACAUUAGCAUUAUGCUACAACAACAUUGAAGUCUUCAGAGGUGCAGUGAAAAUGAGACGUGGUCUCUCUGCUAAAAUCAUUGACCGAACAAAUAUUAUGUCAGAUUUGCAUGGUGCCUUCUAUGAUUUCUCUUGUAUGCUCAAGUCCAAGAUCAACAAGAAUGAUCCCAAUGCAACAAAAACCUUGAACCAGAUUAAUGCAAUUCAGAAAGUAUGCAUGGAUUCUGGGGUCGUAAACAGAAGAAAAUCUUACAUAAUCCAAAAUGGACCAAAAAACAGUUCAACCAUGAUUGUCUUACUUUUCGUUAUACUGGCCAUCAUUUUCUCGUAUCUCUACGCCAACUGA
Pistacia vera is the source of this 1257-nucleotide messenger RNA. Its product is annotated as squalene synthase-like. Gene Ontology annotation, cellular component: endoplasmic reticulum membrane. The coding region runs from base 4 to 1257 and encodes 417 amino acids. The record is from RefSeq and is a predicted model, not a curated record. Gene Ontology annotation, biological process: farnesyl diphosphate metabolic process; lipid biosynthetic process. NCBI's taxonomy places the organism in Eukaryota, Viridiplantae, Streptophyta, Magnoliopsida, Sapindales, Anacardiaceae. The transcript is spliced from 14 exons. Gene Ontology annotation, molecular function: squalene synthase [NAD(P)H] activity.